Exserohilum turcica Et28A is the source of this 875-nucleotide messenger RNA. RefSeq lists its product as uncharacterized. Bases 1 to 819 code for a protein of 272 amino acids. Gene Ontology annotation, molecular function: structural constituent of ribosome. Gene Ontology annotation, biological process: translation. The record is from RefSeq and is a predicted model, not a curated record. The transcript has 2 exons. Lineage: Eukaryota; Fungi; Ascomycota; Dothideomycetes; Pleosporales; Pleosporaceae. Gene Ontology annotation, cellular component: ribosome; mitochondrial large ribosomal subunit.
AUGCUGCUCCCACGGAUAUUCGCGCCCGUCCGCGCGUCGAUAGCGACGUCUGCGGCGUUUAUUGCGCCCUCUACUCGUGUCAUUGACGCUCUCCGCGUGGCCAAUGGCUCUACCGCGCCCGCACCAGUUCUUUCGUUCGUUCGACAUUCGGCGCAUCAGGCCCAAGGACGAGCCAACGGAGCCAAGGACGGCCCGGGUAAACGAUUGGGAGCGAAGAAGAGUGGAGGCGAAUAUGUGAUUCCGGGCAACAUUAUCUUUCGCCAGCGAGGCACAUCAUGGUUCCCCGGCGAGAACUGCAAAUUCGGGCGCGACCACUGCAUCUUUGCCACCGAGUCUGGCUACGUACGAUAUUACCGGGAUCCACGCAAGCACCCCAACAGACAAUACAUUGGCGUUGCUCUUGAAAAAGACCACAAAUUGCCGUACCCUCCGAACGCCGCUCGACGGCGACGCCUGAAUAUGCUCGCUGUGCCCAUUACGUCCUCGUCAAAACCAUCUGCCGACGCAGUUGUCGUAGCAGAGCUGCAAGUCGGCGACGCAACGGGCAGCCCCAGCAGCAUCCGCGAAACACCCCGGGAAACGGCCAACAAGGGCCUGCGUCUGACCACAGGCAAGGGGUAUGCGUACCGCCAGGCCAACUGGGAGAUUGGUCGUGCGGCGGAGCGGGCAGGCGUCAAAGUCAAGGAGUUUGUGCCUGGAGACCGAUGGACGGCGUGGCGGAAGAGGAAUAUCAGGAUCCAGGCCAACAUGGAGAGGAAGAGGCUUAAGAAUGCGGGUAAGAAGGCUAGCAAGCCCAAGGCGAGGAAGAGCCGUGCUUAGACACCAUUGCUAUUGGAGAGAGAGAGAGCAUGUUAUUGAGAAAUGGCAUUCGUCAC